Molecule: messenger RNA, 2981 nt
Organism: Lutzomyia longipalpis
Lineage: Eukaryota; Metazoa; Arthropoda; Insecta; Diptera; Psychodidae
Product: cilia- and flagella-associated protein 58-like
Exons: 10
Coding region: 39-2687 (882 amino acids)
Cellular component (GO): cytoskeleton
Source: RefSeq, a predicted model, not a curated record
UUUCAGCAUUUGAGUGAUUUUCUAUUGUAGAAGAAAAAAUGGAGCAGGAGCCGGAAAGUGGUGAAGAUUCUCAUGCUCAAGCUGAAUCAGCAACUGAGGAAGAUACUCCACUUCCGGACACAAUAUCCGAUGAGUAUUACAGUGAGAUCUGCACAAGAGCCAAUGAGCUCAUCCAGACACUUCAGAAUGAGCAGCAAUUUGUGUGGGCGGAUGAAUUCCAGAGAAUUUUUGUUGUAUGUCAAGGGCUGCGGAAGCUACUCAUGGAAGAGCAGCAUAAGAAUGAAGAUCUCCAGCUGGACAUGGUGCGUUGUCAGGAACGUAUUGCAGAGGUGAUGAAAAUUUCACAGGAAGAUCAAGAGAAGAUUGCUCAGCUUAAGGAGGAAAUUGAGUCAGCUUGGAGUCAAACUGAUGCCGCCCAAGCCAGAGAGCAGGAAGCCCAAAAGCAGAUGUACGUUAUGUUAGAUAAGUUUGAACAACUACAGAAGGAGGCGGAAAAGUAUUCAGACGUCAAGGAGGGACAAGAAUUGGGAAAUACAAUGGCAAAACAUAAGGAAGGAAUCCUCCGGGAGAGGGAUAGGUUGUGCAGCGAAGUGGAAGAACUCGGUGCAAAGUUGCAAGUUCAGAAAAUUUACAGCGAUGAUCUCGAGAAGAAGAUUACAGAUCUUGAGAAUAAGAACAAAGAUCUUUACAAAUUGUUGGAUGAAACCUCAAGUGAGGCAUUCAAGGAGAAGCGACUUUUGGAGAGUAUGAAGACUGAAUUGCAAGAUGUGGCAGCGGAACGUGAUCAGUAUGCGGAAGAGGCGAAGCAAUUCAAGACCAAAUACAACGCUAUCCACAAGACCACUAUGCAGCACAAUCUCCAAAUGGCAGCAGUUAAAUCCAACGUUGAGAGGUUGUCGACCCAGAACACAGUUCAAUCAAUGAAAAUAGCCAAACUCUCCGGGGAGUACGACAACAUUGUCCACGUGCGUGAUAAGUUGUCCCACGAUCUCAACAUCAAAGGGAACAUUCUUAAGCUGAAGGAAGAUGAGAACAAUAAAUAUCGUGUGGAAACGGCCAAAUUGGUUAAAUCAAAAGAAUUACUCAUGAGAAAAUUGAUGUCAUCGAGUGUGUCGAAGGUAAUUUCAGAGCAGGAAAUCAGUCGACUCAAGAAGACCAUUGCCAAUUGGGAGAAGGAGUUUGAUUUGCUAAAGAAAACUCACGAUAAAAGUAAAUCUCUCAUUGAUAAUCUCACGCGGGAACGAGAUCUGGUGAGAAAGGAUUUAAUUAAAGCAAAUAGAAUUGUUAGUGAGCUCAGUGAGAAGAUCUUGCUGCAUGAUCAAGAGACAAAGACGUUGGACAGUGAGCUUAAAGCACAUUUAAGCGUCAUCCAAAAGAACAAGGAAGCUGUGAAGAAGGCUGAAAAGGAACGAGACAAAGCCAAUGAAGAACUAACCAUCUGGAUCGCGAAGGAGGAGCGCUUCAGGGAGGAAAUUCAGAAGAAAGUGAAUCAAAUAGCUGAAUUGAAAACCAAAUUGUCCGAAUACGACAAUAAGAUAUUCCAUGUGCAGCAGCUGUAUGAAACAGCACGAUCUGAGCGAUUGAAUUUGCAGAAGGAGAUGCAAGUUUGUGCUGAGGAGCGUGAAGAUUUGAAGAAGCGACUGAGAAGUGUUACGAAACAGGCGGAAAAGGCAAAAGAUGAGCUUGUGAUGCGUGAAGCUGAUCAGGUGAAGCUCCAGAAAAAUCUCGAUAAGGCCGAAAAGGAGAAAGUGGCUCUCAAAACGGAAAUACAGAGCACACUCACCACGUUGCAGCAUAUAAAGUCAGAGGUGAAGGAGAAGCAAAUGGAAAUUGAGAGAAUGCGCAAGACAGUGGCUGAUUCCGAUGCAAGUGUGUUGAAGCUGCAGAAGCAAUUGGAUGCAACGAUGGGGGAGAAAGAUCUCGUGGGUGGGCAACUUGUUGCACGCACCGAUGAAGCUGCCCUUGUGAAUGAGAAGCUGCAAGAUAUGCAACUUGCCCUGGAUCGCAGUGAGACGCAGUACGUGCGACGAUUGGAUGAUAUUCGUCUCCUGAAAAUUGAGAUCAGUGGGCUAAGAUCACAGGUGAAGCUGUUGUCUCGUGGCUUAGCAAAUACAACUGAUAUGCGACAGGAAGUUUUGCAGUUGCACAGAGUUUUGGCACAAGAACGCGUAAAAGCGAAAGCUCUCGAGGAUGAAAUGACCACCCCCAUGAAUGUCCAUCGAUGGCGCGAACUGGGCGGACGGGACCCCGAUAAAAUGGAGUUAAUUGAGAAGAUUCAAGCGCUACAGAGACGAGUUUUGAAGCAAACAAUUGACGCAACGCACAGAGAAAAUGCACUUCAGGAAGCCCACCAAGAGGCGUACAAGCUGAGGAAGGUAUUACUCAAACUUCCCAGUCAUCGUAUUAAAGAGAGACUCAAUUCCACACAGGCGGCCCUCGUGAUGAGAACGAGAGAAUUGAAAUCAGUUGUUGCGGAAUUGCAAUCAAAGGAUUUGGACAUAAAGACGCACACAACGACCUUGGAAGAGGUUAAACAGUCGCUCGUGGAAGCCAAGAAGGAAGCAACAAAGCAGAAGAAAGAAAAGCUAAAGUUGCUGGAAACUCAGCGACUUGUGCAACAAAUUCAGAUGUUGCCACCAACAGUGUCGUGCAACAGAUCAAUGGGAGCUGGUUACAAAAUUGUGUAAUUUCUGCGGUACUAACAAUCAUCAUCUGGGAGAAAAAUCACACUGAAGCACUUGCUCUGGUGGAUAAUUGUAAAAUACCAAGAAGUGGAGAGCUUAUUAGUUGACCCAUAUUAAAUUUAAAUGCUUCAUCGGUGGAUUUCUGUGCAAAUAAUUGCGCAACACUGGGCAGCUUGAGGCAAAUGUAAGUAAUAUAAAAAUAUUUCUUUGAGACAUCAUGCUAUGGGGAGAAGUUACUUGAUCAUGAUGAGAUGAGAAAAUAUAGUUCAAUAAAAUGUGGUUUGAAACCUCUUAAUU